Messenger RNA from Ceratotherium simum simum (southern white rhinoceros), 1136 nucleotides. RefSeq names its product olfactory receptor family 2 subfamily K member 2 (gene OR2K2). The record is from RefSeq and is a predicted model, not a curated record. Gene Ontology annotation, molecular function: G protein-coupled receptor activity; olfactory receptor activity. Gene Ontology annotation, cellular component: membrane. NCBI's taxonomy places the organism in Eukaryota, Metazoa, Chordata, Mammalia, Perissodactyla, Rhinocerotidae. Gene Ontology annotation, biological process: G protein-coupled receptor signaling pathway.
AUGAACAUUAUACUUUAUCCAUCUCUUUAUGUCCUCAGAUGAAAUGAAAAGAAUAAUACUAGAAUCGCUACAGGUGAAAGAAAGGAAAUGCAAGGAGAAAACAUCACCAUUUGGAGCAUUUUUUUCCUGGAGGGUUUUUCUAGAUACCCAAAGUUGGAGAUUGUUCUCUUCGUCUUUAGCCUUGUAAUGUAUCUGAUAACCCUCUUGGGCAACAGCACUCUUAUUUUAAUCACUAUCUUAGAUUCACGCCUUCAAACCCCCAUGUACUUGUUCCUUGGAAAUCUCUCUUCCAUGGAUAUUUGUUACACAUCUGCUUCUAUUCCCACUUUGCUGGUGAACUUGCUGUCAUCCCAGAAAACCAUUAUCUUUUCUGGGUGUGCUGUACAGAUGUAUCUGUCCCUUGCCAUGGGCUCCACGGAGUGUGUGCUCCUGGCUGUGAUGGCAUAUGACCGUUAUGUCGCCAUUUGCAACCCACUGAGGUACCCCAUCAUCAUGAACAGACAGGUCUGUGUGCAGUUGGCCGCUGUCUCCUGGGUGACGGGGUGUCUGACUGCCCUGCUGGAAACCUGUUGCGCCCUGCAGUUACCCCUCUGUGGGAAUCUCAUCGAUCACUUCACGUGCGAAAUUCUGGCAGUGCUGAAGUUAGCUUGCACAAGUUCACUGCUCCUGGACAUGAUCAUGCUGGGGGUCAGCGUGCUCCUCCUGCCCAUUCCAAUGCUCUUAAUUUGCGUCUCCUAUGUCUUCAUUCUUUCUACUAUUCUGAGAAUCAGCUCAGCAGAGGGAAGAAACAAAGCUUUUUCUACCUGUGCUGCCCACUUGACUGUGGUGAUCUUGUAUUAUGGGGCUGCCCUCUCCAUGUACUUAAAGCCUUCUUCAUCAAGCUCACAAGAAAUAGAUAAAAUCAUCUCUUUGCUUUAUGGAGUGCUUACCCCUAUGUUGAACCCCAUAAUUUAUAGUUUACGAAACAAGGAAGUCAAAGAUGCUAUGAAAAAACUGCUGGGCAAAAUACCAUUGCAUCAAACACAUGAAAAUCUCUGACUGGGUGCCUAUGGUUUUACCAGGGGUGUGCCCCUGGCAGAACUCACCAGAGAAAUUCUAGACAGUAUGCUCACCCUUAGAACACUGACUUGAACCAU